GCUUGGACGGAAUUCUAUGAAUUUAAUGACAGUGAUCUUAGAGCAGCAAGACAGGCCAUAGAAGAAGUUACUGCAAAUCUUCAGCAGGAAAACCAGAUUCCAUGGGAAUUCAUACAUGGUUUAAUGCAAAUGGUCUUUUACGGUAAUCGUAUCAACAAAAUACAUGACAAUAAUGUCUUAAUGGCAUACGUGAAAGAGAACUUCAACUUAAAAGUGAUCAACGGAAAAGUCAUGGAACUGAAAAAUAAAAUUAAAAUUCCUGUUUCUUCACGGUUGCAGGACUACAUAAACGCGACAGAAAACCAAUUCCAGCACGAAGAUAGCCCAUUGUUAUUUGGUCUACCUGAGAACGUUGCAAUUUCUUGGGAAAUAAAGCAGAGCAAAAGCUUGCUGCAAAAAUUACGCCAUGCACAACUUGAAACCAAUGAGGGAACAGAAAUUGACCAAAACCGUUGGCAUACAACAGUAACUUCAAUACUGGGCUUGUGGAAAAGAUUAAAUGCUCAAAAUACCCUGCACAUUACUGCGGCUAUUCAACCGGAAAAUACGGACGAUCCAAUAGAACAAGCUUUAAUUCUAGAAUAUACCCACGCUGUGCACAUAGUGAGUUUAAAGUAG
Enterobius vermicularis (human pinworm) is the source of this 618-nucleotide messenger RNA. NCBI's taxonomy places the organism in Eukaryota, Metazoa, Nematoda, Chromadorea, Rhabditida, Oxyuridae. The record is from the annotation of a GenBank genome assembly.